Molecule: messenger RNA, 378 nt
Organism: Plasmodium gallinaceum
Lineage: Eukaryota; Apicomplexa; Aconoidasida; Haemosporida; Plasmodiidae
Product: conserved Plasmodium protein, unknown function
Exons: 4
Coding region: 1-378 (125 amino acids)
Source: RefSeq, a predicted model, not a curated record
AUGCUUCAAAAAGUUUUUUUUUCAUCUUUAUGUUUGUUCUUAUUACAACUAAAAUAUGUAUUAUGUUAUAAUAUAAAAUGCUCUUCCUUAACAAAUAAUGAAGAAAUAUUAUCUUACUGUAAAAAUAAUUCAGAGUGUUAUGUGAAAAAUGUAAAUGAUUCAGAGUAUUCAUCAAUUGAAUGUAAAUGCAGAAAGCAAAUAAAUGAUUUUUUUUUUGCUGGACCCGAUUGUUCAAUAAAGAUUCCUUAUCAUUAUAAAACAACAAAAAAUAACGGAGUGUAUAAUACUACUUGGUUAGAGGACUUAUUUAAUCUAAAUAUUUGGAAAAAUGAGGAAAAUAGAGUAGGUAGAAUUUGUGUUAACCCACAAUGUAGUUAG